UUUUCAAAUACUGUCCGCACCAGGCGCUGCCGUGGAUCCCCCGGCGUCCGGACCAGGCCCACAGGGGCUUCUGCCGGCUCCCCCCCGCCUUCCGAGCCACACAGGAUGAGUUUGCAGAAGAGAAUCUUCCCUCGAAGGGGGACCGGGACUCGCGAAGGGGCGGCUAAGCCCAGUCCUGUCGCCGCCCGUCCGCCACGGGCCCGAGAUCAGGAGAGGAAGAAGGCCAGCUUCACGUCCUCCCUGAGGAUGGAGCUGCACAGCCGUUCUGCUCGGAGCAGAAAGUCCACAAAAUUCCGGUCCAUCUCCCGGUCCCUGAUCCUCUGCCACGCGAAGACCAGUGACGACGGCUCCAGCCCCGACGAGCGGCACCCGGACCCCUUUGAGAUGUCGCUGGGCCAGGGCAAGGAGGGGCUGUUCCACACGCCCCCGCCGCUGGCGGACACGCCCCCCGGGGCCGGGGCUCCGCAGGUGGCCGGCAGCGAGCGCAGCAAGCCCUGCAGGAAGACGUUCUUCCUCAAGGAAGCUUCUACAACUUCCUCUCGAGAGAAGCCCGGAAAACUCGAAGCACAGAGUAGUAACUUCCUGCUCCCCAGGGUCUGUCACCAAAGGACGCGCAGCAACUCCACCAGUGUCAACCCCUACUGCACGGCCGGGGCGGACUUCCCGGGGGCCGGGAAGACGGCCAGUGCCACGGACAGGCCGCCGUACUCGCUCUGCAGCAGCAGGAAGUCCCUGUCCCAGCAGCUGGACUGUCCCGCGGGGAAGGCGGGGGGCGCCCCCGGGCCCACGCGGUCCCUGAGCACAGCCCAGCUCCUGCAGCCGUCGGGGGGCCUCCACGCCUCAGUCAUCUCCAACGUCGUGCUGAUGAAGGGCCAGGCCAAGGGCCUGGGCUUCAGCAUCGUGGGGGGAAAGGACAGCAUUUACGGCCCCAUCGGCAUUUACGUCAAAACCAUCUUCGCGGGGGGAGCUGCAGCUGCCGACGGGCGGCUACAAGAAGGUGACGAAAUUCUGGAACUCAACGGGGACUCGAUGGCGGGGCUGACCCAUCAGGAUGCUUUGCAGAAGUUCAAGCAAGCCAAGAAGGGGCUGCUCACCCUCACGGUCAGGACCCGCCUGACGGCCCCGCACUCCCUGAGCGGCCACCUGUCGCCCCCGCUGUGCUGCUCCCUGAGCUCCAGCGCCUGCGCCGCCGCGGACAGCAGCUCGUUCCUCGCGGACGGCGCCGAGGCCCCCGCCGGCAGCCCCAGGCCCAGCUACAGGGUCCUGGUGGAGGUGUCCCUGACGAAAGAGGCCGGCGUCGGGCUGGGCAUCGGCCUGUGCAGCGUGCCCUGCGUCCAGUGCAUCUCGGGCAUCUUCGUCCACACGCUCUCGCCGGGAUCCGUGGCGCAUCUGGACGGACGCCUCCGGUGUGGCGAUGAGAUUGUGGAAAUCAACGACUCCCCCGUGCACUGCAUGACACUCAACGACGUCUACGCGGUCCUGAGCCACUGUAGCCCCGGGCCCGUCCCCAUCAUUGUCAGCCGGCAUCCAGACCCACAGGUGUCUGAACAGCAGCUCAAAGAGGCUGUGGCCCAGGCGGUGGAGACCCUCAGGUUUGGAAAGGAGAGGCAUCAAUGGAGUCUGGAAGGAGCCAAAAGGCUGGAGAGCAGCUGGCACGGGCGGCCCGCCGGCGAGAAGGAGAGCUCGGCGCCCCCACAGCGCAGGGCGCAGAAGGUCGUGAUCCGCUCCAGCAGUGACAGCAGCCACGCCUCUGGGUCCCCCGCGGGGAGUCCCGGCCGCGGGGGAGAGCAGCCGCCCCGGGACCUGGAAGGCGGCACAGGCAGCCCCACUGUGUCCCUGAGGCCAGAAGCCAGGUCCCCCCAGGACAGCCCGCCGCUCCCUGAGAAACAGGAUAACCACCCGCCCCUGAGACUGAAGAAAUCGUUUGAGAUUUUCGUGAGAAAGCCAUCCUCCUCCAAGCCCAAACCCCCACCCAGAAAAUACUUCAAAAGUGACAGCGACCCGCAGAAGCGUCUGGAGGACGGCGCCGAGGGCCCGUUCCUGGAAGCCAGAGAGCUGCUGCCACCACUGCCAGCGCAGGAAGUCACAGAAGCAGGAAUCCCCUGUGCCACUGCCUGCGGCCCAGAACCCGCCGCCGGCCUGCAGACAGCGUCCCCCGCAGAGGCUGAGCCGGGGAGGACAGAAGGCAGUCCAGGGACCGAGCCGCCUGCAGCCAGGCACCCCGUGCUGAAGAGGCAGGCGCGGGUGGACUGCGGCCUCGACGGCCCGGCCGAGGACCCCUGGGUCAGGAUCUCCGACUGCAUCAAGAGCCUGUUCAGCCCCAUCAUGAGCGAGAGCCACGACCACACGCCACUCCAGCCCACCGCCAGCCUUGCUGAGGACGCGGGGCAGGGCCCCCCAGACGGGAUCUCCCCAAAGCUAGACCCCAGCAACGCUAUUCCCAAAGGUUAUAAGUCAGCAGACAACAGCAUUGUGAAGAAGGGGCCUCCCGUGGCCCCCAAGCCUGCCUGGUUUCGCCAAAGCUUGAAAGAGUUGAGGCAUCUCGGUCCAGACCCCAGGCAGCUGCCUGCCGCUGCCUCCACAAAGCCCACGCCGGCCCCCAGGGAGCGCCUGGGGCCACAUGCGCGGGCCGCCAGCUCCAUCAGGCAGCGAAUUAGCUCCUUCGAGACCUUUAGCUCCUCUCAGCUGCCGGACAGAGGAGCUCAGAGACCGAGCCUCCAGUCGCCCAGCCCCUCCGCAGAGGCAGCGAGGCCUCCAGGGAAGCAGGCGGGAGGCCGGGGGCCUGGCCUCCUGGAGUGGGGAGCUUCUCCCACUGGUGAGCAGCUGCAGCCUCGGCAAGGGCCGCUGUCCCCCGGCUCCCUAGUGGCCUCAGACGCCAGUGACCUGGGUGUGUCGGGGACCCCGCCCGCUGAGCAAGCCCUGGGCCCCGACCCUCUCCUGAGCCUGCUGCCCGCGCAGCCUGCAGAGCCCCAGGGCACUGUGGUCAAGGUGCCAAGCCAGCGGGCACGCAGCUUCCCGCUGACCAGGACGCGGUCCUGCGAGGUGCAGCUGCUGGACGACAGGACCUGCAGGCUCUACGACAUCAGCAGCCAGGUGUCCUCAGCCGUCAUGAAGUCCCUGCUGUGCCUGCCCUCCUCGGUCUCCGCCGGCCAGACCCCCUGCAGCCCCGAGGAAGGGCCGCCCACAGGGCCCCUGCCCGGCCAAGACCCCGCUGCCGGCAGCGCCGACACAGGGUUCUCGCUCAACCUCUCGGAGCUGAGAGAAUACACGGAGGGUCUCGGCGAGCCCACAGAAGCCACCGGCGGAGCCCCCACGUCCAGCCAGUCGGUCAUCUCCCUGCUGAGCUCGGAGGAGUUGAAGCAGCUCAUUGAGGAAGUGAAGGUUCUGGAUGAAGCGACGUUAAAGCAACUGGACAGUAUCCACGUCACCGUCUUGCACAAGGAGGAGGGAGCUGGCCUUGGCUUCAGCUUGGCCGGGGGCUCCGAUCUAGAGAACAAGGUGAUCACGGUUCACAGAGUGUUCCCCAACGGCCUGGCCUCCCAAGAGGGGACUAUUCAGAAGGGCAACGAGGUUCUUUCCAUCAACGGCAAAUCCCUCAAAGGGGCCACCCACAACGAUGCACUGGCCAUCCUCCGCCAAGCUCGGGACCCCAGGCAAGCAGUGAUCGUCACCAGGAAGCCAACGCUGGAGGCCACGCCUGACCUGAGCUCCUCCGCGGACUCUGCGGCCUCAGCCACUGGGGCCAGCGAUGCCGCCACGGAAUCCACAGAGGCCACCGUCCACACGGUGACACUGGAGAAGACCUCGGCAGGGCUGGGCUUCAGCCUGGAAGGAGGGAAGGGCUCCCUGCACGGGGACAAGCCCCUCACCGUUAACCGGAUUUUCAAAGGGGCAGCCUCAGGACAGCCUGAGACAGUCCAGCCGGGAGACGAGAUCCUCCAGCUGGCCGGCACGGCCGUGCAGGGCCUCACGCGCUUCGAAGCCUGGAAUGUCAUCAAAGCGCUACCCGAUGGACCAGUCGCGGUUCUCAUCAGGAGGAAAAGCCCGCAGUCUGAGGGGGCCCCCGCCGGAGGGAACCCCUAGGCAGAGCGCAGACACCAGAGCCAACGGCACACGAAUUCUCAGGGUCACUGCCAGCCCCA
This is a messenger RNA of Pteronotus mesoamericanus, 4142 nucleotides long. It is a transcript of the gene IL16, whose product is annotated as interleukin 16. Gene Ontology annotation, biological process: induction of positive chemotaxis; leukocyte chemotaxis. The coding region runs from base 106 to 4083 and encodes 1325 amino acids. The record is from RefSeq and is a predicted model, not a curated record. The transcript has 19 exons. Lineage: Eukaryota; Metazoa; Chordata; Mammalia; Chiroptera; Mormoopidae. Gene Ontology annotation, molecular function: cytokine activity; CD4 receptor binding.